This is a messenger RNA of Stereum hirsutum FP-91666 SS1, 1449 nucleotides long. RefSeq names its product actin-like protein Arp3. The transcript is spliced from 8 exons. The record is from RefSeq and is a predicted model, not a curated record. Gene Ontology annotation, biological process: Arp2/3 complex-mediated actin nucleation. NCBI's taxonomy places the organism in Eukaryota, Fungi, Basidiomycota, Agaricomycetes, Russulales, Stereaceae. Gene Ontology annotation, cellular component: Arp2/3 protein complex; actin cortical patch. The annotation marks the transcript as partial. Gene Ontology annotation, molecular function: actin filament binding.
CAUGGCCCUCCUGGCCCCCAUCAUUUGUGACAAUGGAACUGGAUACUCGAAAGUCGGGUUUGCGGGGAAUUCGGACCCAUCCUUCGUCUUUCCAACCGCAAUUGCUACUCGCGGACCAGCCGCACAGUCGGGCAGUCGAGCAGGGCCCGCUGUACCUUCAAAGCCAGGUCAUCUUGCAUCGAAGCGCGGGGUUGAGGACCUCGACUUCUUCAUCGGCGACGAAGCUCUCGCGAAUGCCAAAACUCCAGGCUACGGCGUGAACUAUCCGAUUCGUCAUGGGCAGAUUGAUAACUGGGACUACAUGGAGCGGUAUUGGGAGCAGACGAUCUUCAAGUAUCUGCGAGCAGAGCCCGAGGAUCAUUACUUCCUUCUUACCGAACCUCCGCUUAAUCCGCCCGAAAAUCGUGAACAAACCGCAGAAAUCUUCUUCGAGUCCUUCAACAUCAAAGGUCUCUACAUCGCUGUCCAAGCAGUUCUUGCCCUCGCAGCCUCCUGGUCCUCCAACCGCGUCUCAGAUCGUACUCUUACUGGAACCGUCAUUGAUUCUGGAGACGGUGUCACCCACGUUAUUCCCUGUGCCGAAGGCUAUGUCAUCGGCUCAGCCAUCAAACACAUACCCAUCGCCGGUCGCGAUAUCUCCCAGUUCGUGCUCAACCUCCUUCGUGAGCGUGGUGAGAUGGCCACUGUGCCUCCUGAAGAUCAGUUGAAGGUCGCUGGUAAGGUGAAGGAGAACUACAGUUACGUGUGUCAGGAUAUCGUGAAGGAGUUUAGGAAGUAUGACGCGGAGCCAUACAAGCACUUCGAGAGAUUCGAAGGGGAGCAUUCUGUCACGGGGCGGAAAUAUGGUGUAGAUGUUGGCUACGAGCGUUUCCUUGCUCCCGAGAUUUUCUUCAACCCCGAAAUCUACUCGUCCGACUUUUUGACGCCACUUCCCGAGAUCGUAGAAGGAGUCAUCCAAGCAUCGCCAAUUGAUGUUCGUCGUGGUCUGUACAAGAACAUCGUCCUUUCUGGAGGCUCGACAAUGUUCCAGCACUUCGGCCAACGCUUGAAGCGUGACCUCAAGCAGAUCGUCGACCGAAGACUGGAGGCCGUAGCCGUAGCUAGCGGUAGUGCUCAAAGGUCGUCCGGUGUUGAGGUCGACGUCAUCUCGCACAAACGUCAACGGUAUGCCGUCUGGUUCGGUGGCUCUCUGCUCGCAUCUCUCCCCGAGUUCUAUACGUCUUGCCACACGAAGGCGCAGUACGACGAGAUUGGGCCUAGCAUUUGCAGGAGGUACCAGAUAUUCGGCAGUGCUACCUGAGAGAUAAGUUGAUGCUGAGCUUUGGGUUGGUAAAAUAUGUUGGUGGAGGACACGGAAUGUACGUUUGUAUUGGAGUGCGUUGAGAUGGACUAGAUACGGAGCACAUAAGUAUUGGCAUGCGAAAUGGAGAAAUUGUUUUUGAAUCCUCG